AUGGCAACAAUCCGGAUCGACGACACGAUACGCGCAACGAAAUCACAUUCAGACCUGCCUGAAAUUGGAGGAGUUUUUUCCAUCAGAGCUGUCUCUACAGAUCAUCGUAGUCGCAAAACUUCUGAUCUCGAAAACCCGUCAGCCGAAGACGAAGACUCUGGCCUGCGCCGAGCUGGCGACUUCAAAAAGAAACAGAUCUUCAAGGGAAAAUAUUUGCUAUGGCUAGCCUACCAGUCUAUUGGUGUCAUUUAUGGUGACAUUGGAACCAGCCCCCUCUAUGUUUAUUCUUCUACUUUCAGCGAAGAGCCUAGCUAUGACGACCUUCUGGGAGUUUUAUCAAUUAUCAUUUGGUCUCUGACGAUUAUGGUGUCAUUGAAAUAUUGCGUGGUCAUACUUCGAGCUGAUAACGACGGAGAGGGAGGCACUUUUAGCACUUAUUCUCUGUUGUCUCGAUAUGCAAAUAUUACAAAACGUGACCCACGCGAAGCAUCUCUCAUCAAAAUGGAGCGUCAUCUGACAGAUGACCUGUACAAAGUCAACCGCUCCGUCCGAUCUGGAAUUGAGAGCAGUAAGUUCGCCAGAGGAUUACUCAAAAUCAUUGGAGUUCUGGCAGUGUCCAUGGUUAUGUCAGAUGGGGUUUUAACUCCGGCACAAUCUGUUCUUGGGGCUGUGCAAGGGCUCGAGGUUGUGAAGCCUGAUAUUUCGAAGUCGGUUGUGGUUGGUGCGACGUGUGGUAUUUUGAUAUUGCUCUUCCUAAUCCAACCACUUGGGACGACCAAACUAGCUGGAGGCUUUGCACCCGUUGUCAUUAUUUGGCUUGGCUUCAACGCAAGUUUUGGUAUUUACAAUCUUGUUCAAUUCGACCACGCAGUUUUGAAAGCAUUCAGUCCCGGGUAUGCAUUUGCUUUCUUCGUUCGCAACAAGACCGAAGCUUGGAAGAAGCUUGGCGGUAUUCUUCUUGCCUUUACAGGCGUAGAAGCACUCUUUGCAGAUCUUGGCGCCUUCAGUCGCAAAGCAAUACAGCUUUCUUGGUUUUGCUAUGCAUUUCCGUGUUUACUCCUAGCAUACAUUGGUCAGGCAGCCUAUAUCGCACACAAUCCUUCGGCAUACUCGAAUCCCUUUUAUAAUUCGGUCCCUCCAGGAAUGCUCUAUCCUUCGCUUGUUAUCGCUAUCCUAGCCGCGGUUGUUGCUUCGCAAGCUAUUAUUACAGCUACCUUCCAGCUUAUGGCACAAGUCAUGAAACUCUCCUACUUUCCACAAAUCAAAGUAGUCCAUACAUCCAGGAUCUUCCACGGACAACUUUACGUCCCAAUUGUUAAUUGGCUUCUUAUGAUAGGGAGUGUAGUCGCAUCAGCAGUUGCAAAUAACACUACCACUCUGGGAAAUGCUUACGGGGUUUGCGUCAUGUUCGUCACAUUUUUUGAUACCUGCAUGGUGUCUCUCGCAGCUUUAAUUGUUUGGAAGCGCAGCCCGUAUUUGGUAUUCUUUCCCUGGCUUGUCAUCGCUUGUAUGGACGGUCUCUACUUGUCAUCUUCUCUCGAGAAAGUCCCAGAUGGAGCAUGGUUCACCCUUGUUUUGUCCGCCGUUCUUGCCUCCAUCCUGAUACUUUGGAGGUUUGGCAAAGAACAACAGUGGCAAGCCGAAGCUGUUGAUCGCUUUCCAACAUCUCAUUUGGUCCAGAGAGACAACAGCGAUGGGUCUUUGCAUUUGACUGAUACAUUUGGAGGCGAGACCCUUAGCAAGAUCAAAGGGCUCGGAAUAUUCUUUGAUAAGGCUGGUGAGACAACGCCGGCAGUCUUCACUCAAUUCCUGGCAAAAUUGGUAGCCGCUCCAGAUGUAAUGGUCUUCUUUCAUCUCAGACCACUGGAGACACCAUCGGUUGCGCCAGACCAACGAUACAGUGUAUCGCGUCUUGCGAUACCCAAUUGUUAUCGUCUCAUUGUCCGUCACGGAUAUAUGGAUGAAGUGAUUUCACCAGAUCUUGCUUCUCUUAUAUGCGAUCAAGUGAAAGGCUUCAUCAUAAAAUCCUCUGCCCCUCUCCCUAUCCGGGAAAUCACGUUUUCUCCUGAUGAAAAUUCAGGCCUCAGCAAAGACCAGGUCUCGAGCGUUUCUUCUGAUAUCGACCAAGAAUUCAAAGAUCGCCAAGACAAAGCGGCUAGAGAUUUGAAGAUGUUGGACGAUGCCUUCUCUCAAAGAGUUCUGUACAUCAUUGGAAAGGAACAGAUGAAGAUUCGCGUGGAGGGCGGACUUUUCCGGAAGCUGGUUCUUCGUGCUUUCUUGUGGAUGAGGGAGAAUACUAGGACGAAGAUUGCCAAUUUGAGGGUUCCUACUGAUAGAGUCAUUGAGGUUGGGUUUAUCAAGGAGGUCUAA
This is a messenger RNA of Glarea lozoyensis ATCC 20868, 2370 nucleotides long. RefSeq lists its product as uncharacterized. Lineage: Eukaryota; Fungi; Ascomycota; Leotiomycetes; Helotiales; Helotiaceae. Gene Ontology annotation, biological process: potassium ion transmembrane transport. Bases 1 to 2370 code for a protein of 789 amino acids. The record is from RefSeq and is a predicted model, not a curated record. The transcript has 7 exons. Gene Ontology annotation, molecular function: potassium ion transmembrane transporter activity. Gene Ontology annotation, cellular component: membrane.